GGCGGGGCGGGCGGCCGCAGCCCUGGGGCAUGCACUCGGCCGGGCCGCGGCCCCAGCAUGGCCGAGCCGCUGCUCAGGAAAACCUUCUCCCGCCUGCGGGGCCGGGAGAAACUUCCCCGGAAAAAGUCAGACGCCAAGGACCGCGGCCGCCCAGCCCAGCGCUCACAGCUCAACCCCCCAGAACCAGAGCCUCAGGUUCUUGAAGGGUCCCAGGCUGGAGCAGAGGGACCUCCCAGCCCCGAGGAACCUCGGAGCCCUGCUCGAGGGGCCUACCUGCAGAGCCUGGAACCCAGCAGCCGCCGGUGGGUGCUAGCUGGGGCCAAGCCACCAGAGGAGAUAUCUUUGGGGCCUGGGACACCUAGCAGUGGGGAGCCUGCUGGUGAGAUUUGGUACAACCCCAUCCCUGAAGAAGACCCUAGACCACCAGCAUCUGAGCCCUUGGGAUCACAGCCAGCCUCCUCUGAACCAGAAGGACCAAUGGUCCAAGGUGCAGCCCCUACCAGCCCCCCUACCAAAACGUCCCGCACCAAGUCCCCAGGCCCUGCCCGGCGGCUCUCUAUAAAGAUGAAGAAGCUGCCAGAGCUGCGGCGCCGCCUGAGCCUAAGAGGUACCCGCACUAGCCGGGAAAGAGAAAGGACUGUCCCAGCAGGCUCUGUCAUCAGCCGCUACCACCUAGACAGCAGCGUGGGGACUCCUGGGCAGGCAUCAGUGGCUGGAGGCACUAGGAGCCCAAGGGGUGGGUACCUCAGUGAUGGUGAUUCUCCGGAGCGUCCUAGGGGACCGCCAUCACCCACUGCCUUCCGGCCCUAUGAGGUGAGCCCAUCAGCCCGGGCGCCUCCAGCUGCACUCUGGGGGCGGCUCAGCCUGCACCUAUAUGGGCUAGGGGGUCUGCGGCCAACUCCAGGGGCCACUCCUCGAGAUCUCUGCUGCCUUCUGCAAGUGGAUGGGGUCGCUAGGGCCCGCACGGGGCCUCUUCGAGGUGGACCAGAUUUCCUGAGGCUGGACCACACCUUCCACCUGGAGCUGGAGGCUGCUCGGCUGUUGCGGGCCCUGGUACUUGCAUGGGACCCUGGUGUGAGGCGGCACCGGCCCUGCGCCCAGGGCACUGUGCUACUGCCAACCAUCUUUCGAGGGUGCCACGCCCAACAACUGGCUGUUCGUCUGGAACCCCAGGGACUUCUUUACGCCAAGCUAACACUGUCGGAACAGCAAGAAGCCCCUGUCUCAGCAGAGCCCCGUGUCUUUGGACUCCCUCUGCAGCUACUGGUAGACCGUGAGCAGUCCCCAGGCCAGGUGCCUCUCAUCAUCCGAAAGUGUGUGGGGCAGAUCGAAUGUCGAGGGCUGCGGGUAGUGGGGUUGUACCGGCUAUGUGGCUCAGCAGCAGUGAAAAAAGAGCUUCGGGAUGCCUUUGAGCAGGACAGUGCAGCCGUGUGCCUGUCUGAAGAGGCGUACCCUGAUAUCAACGUCAUCACAGGCAUCCUCAAGGAUUAUCUGCGGGAGCUGCCCACUCCACUCAUCACCCUGCCCCUCUAUCAGGUGGUAUUAGAGGCCAUGGCCCAAGGGCAUCCAAGCAGGGCUUCCCUGGGUCCUGAGGGCACCAGAGGGCUCCUCAGCUGCCUGCCAGAUGUGGAGAGGGCCACACUGACACUUCUCCUGGACCACCUGCGCCUCGUCUCCUCCUUCCAUACCCACAACCGCAUGACCCCACAGAACUUGGCAGUGUGCUUUGGACCAGUGCUGCUGCCAGCGAGACAGACACCUGCCCGGUCCCGGCUCCGUAGCUCCGGCCCAGGAGUCACCAACGCAGUGGACUUCAAGCGCCACAUUGAAGUCCUGCAUUACCUGUUACAGUCUUGGCCAGAUACCCGCCGGCCCCCAGAGACCCCAGAAGUUGCACCGUAUUUGCGGCCCAAACGACAACCGCCGCUGCACUUGCCACUGGCGAGCCCCGAAGUUGUGACUCGGCCCCGAGGUCGCGGAGGCCCUGAAAGUCCCCCAAGCAACCGCUAUGCGGGCGACUGGAGCGUCUGCGGACGAGAUUUACUGCCGCGGGGGCGGGACUUCCUGUCCGGACCUGACUAUGACCACGUAACUGGCAGCGACAGUGAGGAAGAUGAUGAUGAGACUGGAGAACCAAGGGGCACUACUGACUUCGAAGACGAGUUUGAUGCGCCCUUCAACCCACACCUGAAUCUCAAAGACUUUGAUGCCCUCAUUCUGGAUCUGGAGAGAGAACUCUCCAAGCAGAUCAAUGUGUGCCUCUGAGCCCUGGUUACUAAGGAAUUGCUUCCCGGUUGCUAAGGACCAGGUUCUGAUUACUAGUGACUUGGUUCCAAGUUACUAAGGCAGUACCUUGAUGACCUAAAAGGACCUGACCAGAGUUGCUCAGACUGAGCUCCUGGAAGUUGCCAAGGGACCAGCCUUCCAUGCUAAGAAUCAUUCCCAGCUCCCGGUGCCAUUCUUUGGGCCCUAGUCCCAAAGACCAGGCUCUUGGCAUUUUAAGCAUCGAUGCCAUGGCCCCUCUAUGAGCACCGGAGCUUCUCCUCUUGCUGCCGGAGACAGUUCUGCUUGCUAGUCUGGCCUCUCUUGCCUCCCCUUUGCAGGGGACACCAAUUACUGUGAGCAUCACCAUGGGGUGUUGGGACAUCCCUAGUCAACCCUCUUGCUGCUGCCAACCAAACCAGUAUUAGCAUUGCCCUCUACACUCUCUCCCUCCAAUUGAAGGACAAUUGGAAAGUUCUGCUGAAGGGAAACAGCCCCAGACUUCGCCUCCAUCUGUGAAAGGGCAGCCUGGGACUUACAGAAGGACAGCUGAUUUACCCCAACCUGCUCUUCUAGGGAAGACCCCAAGAUGAAUCUCCAACCAGCAAAUGGAGACAGAGCCUGACCUUUCUUUUCCCCAGCAGCCCUCCACCACCAGUCCCCCCAAAACUGAGCACUUAACCCCUUCUCUCUGGAGGGACCCCACCUGAGGUAUCAGGCUGGGGGCACUUUGGUACGGAAAAAUAUUUAUUGCCUCCAUGCAUGUGUGUGUCUGUGUGUGAGGAUUCGUGUGCACUGGCCUGUCUGGAGUGGGCAUGUGGGACUUUUUCAGGGACCAUAGAGUGGGAUAGGAUUUGCCAUCCCCUGGCACCCCCAAGUCCCUCAAGUGGGAGAGUUAGGGCCCCUUCCUGACUCCUUCUCCUUUCCACCAUUUCCAUCUUUGUGGACAAUAAAUAAACCAGUAUUCACAAGUUCUGUG
Molecule: messenger RNA, 3241 nt
Organism: Acomys russatus (golden spiny mouse)
Lineage: Eukaryota; Metazoa; Chordata; Mammalia; Rodentia; Muridae
Gene: Syde1
Product: synapse defective Rho GTPase homolog 1
Exons: 8
Coding region: 58-2265 (735 amino acids)
Biological process (GO): signal transduction
Source: RefSeq, a predicted model, not a curated record